Molecule: messenger RNA, 6509 nt
Organism: Folsomia candida
Lineage: Eukaryota; Metazoa; Arthropoda; Collembola; Entomobryomorpha; Isotomidae
Exons: 4
Coding region: 1457-6073 (1538 amino acids)
Source: RefSeq, a predicted model, not a curated record
UUUAAGCUCCCUUUCAAAUCAAAGCUGCGAUUCAAGGCAAGUGGCACAUUGGAUUUCGUCGGAGACUUUGUUGUUGCCAGCGUCUUAGCCUUUAAUUUCAGUUUCCAAUCUAUUAUGUUCUAACUGAAUAACUGCAGUGAACUCAAUUUUACGAGUAUAUGCACAUGCACAAGUGUACGUACACACUCACACGUACGGAAACCAGGCAUCCGGAGCAUUGAUUGGGAUGGGCUGAUUGAAACAAUUAGAAUAAUAGUUGGUGAACCAAAUGUUUGUCCCCUUUGUGUCUCAUCUUCAUUCAAAGAACAAGAAGUGACUCGUACAAGAUUUUUUUUCAUUUUUAUUGCCAAAGUGAACAGUAGAGUGACAACUACGAAUGCGAAAGCAGUAGAGUAGUGCAAGUCCUGAGCUCAUUGUGACACCCGUUUUUUGUGCUGUAUUUAUUUUCAAGUUGUUGACAAAGGAUUAUUUUAGCAUAAAAUUUUAAUAAAAUAGACACUAAUAAUGAAGUGAUUUGCUUUGCAGUGAGUAUCGCACUGGUUGCAUGUAAAUAGGACUCUUUUUAUUGGAAAGUGAAUACAUAGAUCGGACAAACAACUAAGGCAAUCAGCACUACUACCAACAUCUUUUUCCUAACUAAUUGAGCCGCUCCGAUCUUUUGUGAAGAUGUUCUGGGAAUUUCUUAAUUUGAAACCAAUUGAUAAUUUUGCCAGCACGUAAGAUUGGAGCAGUAAAGUGAAUCCCAAGUGAAUUGGGUUGUGUGCAAGGUUAUGUACAUAAAGGCAAAAUUGUGGGGGUUUGAGUGCAAGCAUAAACAUCCAUCCAAUAUCCUUAAAAAUAAAUUUUGUCGGCCACUGCCGUGAAGAAACCUUCUAAAUAAAUCACACGGGAACUAAUACCAGCACAAUUUGCGUGUGUAAUUUGAUGGGACGGGAUACGUCGUAUGGGCUUAAAAACCUAAAUCUUAAGUCUUAAAAUAGUUCAUCACACGAGAGUUUAUACAUACAUGCAAAAGUGUCUCAUGUGCAGGAAAACCCAAUUUACUAUCAACUUUUGCAGUUUUAUCGCUGAACGUAGUCAGCCGUAAAAAUUUACAGCUACCACUACGACGAAGAAGAAUUGUGUCAAAAAAUGACUGAAAAAGCUACUUGCCAUUAUUUUAAUUCUGCCAGUUCCUAUAUCUAUGCUUGGCACUUAUGGCUAAUUUGCGGUUGGGUCUAAUAACUUAACUAUUAUGGGCUCAAUAAAGUGCUAUAUUCGUACUGUUUGUUUUAUUGAAAUUAUUAUAUUUCAUUUGGAAAGCAAGUAGAAACUACUUUUGAAAAAAAACUCCCAGUUUAAAAAAAAUAAUGAAAUCUUAUGUUCACCAGUAUCGUUAUUAUUACUGCACUAUUCCCAAGUGGAGAAAAUGUCAAUUUAUAUAAACCACGCAACCUAAAAAAAAACUUUUGGGAGGAUGAAUGGUUACUACCACCAAAAUUCUUACAACAGCAACAAUCGACGAAAUCGAAAUUCCUACCAAUAUCAAGAUUAUUGCCAUCAGGGAGGAAGUGGAGGUAGCAGUGGUGGGUACAGUAAUGGACCAGCCAGCCAUAACCAGCGUCAAUACCCCACCACCGGAUUUGGGACGCUAACACCCAUCAUGUACAGACAACGGGCAUUCCACGACGCGAUCUACGAGGAGGAGUAUGGGUCUGACCAGGGGGAUGAGUGCUGUCAAGGCAGAGGAAUGUCCGCAAUCUUUUGCUGGUUCCUUAGUGUCAUUAUUCUCAUCGGUCUUGCUGCCUCUAUCGUCCUCACUGUCUUCUUUCUGCUUAAAAGUAAAAACCACAUGUCAAAGAAUGGCGAGCUUGACUUAUUGUUCGACGGAGAUAAUGGGAUAAAUUUCCACCUCCCUGACACAACCACAGAACUUAGUAGCAUAAAUUUCUCCGGUGUUCCUUCGUCAUCCAGAGAAUCAUCUGGGUCACCUGGACGGACUACGUCAGAGGGCGAAGUGUCAAAAAAUGGAGGACGCCAGUUCACAAUGUCAGUUGCCACAUCCACGAGAUUUCCGCCAUCGAGGAAAGGACCUCACCAGAUUUUUAAAGAGUCGGAGGAAGACGAGCCCCUGCCCUUUCAAUCGCUUUACCCCAACGGAAAGUCGACAUCCAGCGAACGAAAUGCCAUCUUGGGAAAACAUCCUUCGACCACGUCUUAUCCAACGCCGACGGACCAGGAGGCGGACAAAACAGGUGAAACUGGGGAAGAGUCCAGUUCCUCGGAAGAAGAUCCCCAAUAUCUGACCACGACUUCUCGCCCUGCAAUAAUGCAGCACAUUUUGUUUACAUCUCCACCACUCACGACCACCACGACUGGAUCUCGGCGACACUUGCAGACCACCAGAUUCCCUUCGCCAGAACGAACUUCCUUCACGACGUCGACUGAAUCGCUAGAGUCGGACUCAGAAAAUGGAGACAAUUCCAGUCAUGAAACAGACGACAAGGGGAAUCGACCUCCGAUUGCCAGUGAAAAUGAGGACUUGCGGACUUCGACAAACGGAGACUAUGUGACCACAUCCUCCUCCAGCACUGCAGAUCGGGACAAUAUAACUUAUAAAGCUGAAGAGUCCCAACUAAAUAAAAUGCUGCUGGACGAAAUACCACCGCAUGGGCGUGGAGAAGAAAGACAUGGCGAAUCCUCAAAGAAUAGUCAAGAAGAUGUCUCUAAAUCUACAGAGUUCAAUCUGUCGCCACCUUCCUCAGAUCCGUUGGCAAGGAUUAUUAAAAAUCUUGCACCGAGAUGGGGGCGAAAUCGUACAGUUGAAACAACGACAAUGACUUCUGGGAGUCACAAGUACGACUUUACGAUAUCCAGUCGCGAGAAGAAUCUGAGCAGAGGAAAUGACUCCACGGAAAGAAAAUCGUCAAAAGAAAGGUACUCAGCGUCGAAAGAGAGGGGAACCAGCUACACCUUUGGUGGUGGUAGCAGCAGUACUUUUGCGGUGACGACUUCGACUCCAGAGAUUUCAACCACGAAUUACAUUGGUGGUGAGUACGGUCUCAACACCGUUGAAAGCCCAAAUUUGAGCAAAAACAGAGAGAAUAAGGACGCGCAAGAAGAUGUUUCUUCCGGUUCUCGUGGAGAAAACCCUUUUUUGGACAUAUUGGUUGGGAGUGAGGAUCAUAAAACGCUGGUUACGAAAGAAACUGAGGAUGGGAUUGUCACAUCUGCAAUUCUUCCUCCUUGGUAUGAUACUCCACCUGCGGUAAAUAACAGCACCAUCCUAACAAAUACUACCCACCCGGCCCCGCAGGAAAACGAGUCUGGAGAAAGUUCGGAAGAAAGCAGUGAACAUGAUAACGAAUCUUCUACAAAGGAUGCCGAACAAUCAGCUUCUUCUUCCGUGUUGGGAGGAAUUUUCGAUUUUUUCAACAAGCUUCCAAUGAACCGGAUUCGAAACACGGGGGAGAAAAAGCCACCCGAGGAUUAUAAUCCAAAACGAAUCAUUCUCAAGCGACCUGGGGGCGAGUUGACGCUGCCCCAAGGUGUCAGUUCUCAAGGAAAGGAGGAAAUUCAGAAGAACAAGAAUGAAACCACCAACCAAGAAGUAGACAAUGGGUUCGGAAGUGCCAACAUUAACACAAUUCUCCCCUCAAACAUAAUGACAACCACAAUCGUGCCGGACGCUGUGGUGACCGAUGAACACAUUCGACCUGCCAAUAAUGGUUUCCACUAUGAGUCGCCAAAUGGUGGCACAAAUAUUUAUGGAUACUACCCCGACGAUGAUGACAAGGACAAUGAUAAAACAGUGGAACAUCACAUGGUUCAAAGCGAAACGUUAUCAGAUCCAAAUGAGCUGAUGGGUGGUGGAAGCAGUAGCAGCAUCGGGGUGGGAGACGGUGUAAGAGAAAAAGUACCGGAAAAGAGCCCGAGUCACUCCAUUGAGUUGCAAAUAAAUUCAGAUGCCUCGUCGGAAGUGGUUAUUGAGCAGGACCAAGGACAAGAAGAGGAAGAAGAGGACGAAACGUAUCAUCCGUACACAAGAUAUGGGGAAACUCACCAUGCUAGCGGAUCUGAGAUCCGGAAGCAAAUUGUGGAACCACCACAAUCACUACCCUCACCUUUGCCAACACGACGGGGUGACGGAAUUCGACGACCCAUUAUUAAUGCCGCCGAAAGCACUGACUUGGAAAUGAAAGGAAGUGAAAAUAGACCCGUAUUUUCCAACACUCCAACUCGCAACAUCCCACCCUCACUCAUAAGACAACGAGGAAGUCUUAACAACAAUAAUAAUAACAAUACCAACCCUGCGAAUACAGGCCCAUCACCAAUAAUAGUAAAAACUACAACUAAUAGACCAAAUUUCUAUGCUACAAACUCUUAUGUCCCCAACUCCAGCAGCAUUAAUGAAGAAGUAUCGGAUAACAGUGCUGAACAGGAACAUGCGUCGGACCAGGAGGAAACCCAGGAUUUCAGACGGAAGAGUUAUCUUCUGGAUAAAAAAGAUAUGAAAGAUCAAGCCAACGAAAAGCAUGACCAAGGCCAACAACAGUUUUACGCCGGUUCUGGGUCUUUUGAGGGUGGUGAAAGUGGUGUCAUGGACGUUGGCUCUAUUGGGUCGGGCGAAAGGCCAGGAAAGUGGUCCAGACCGGAUCCAAACAACUCUAUGGAACAGCAAGGACCGUCCUUAGAACAAAAGUAUCACAUCCUCCAUGACAGUGCUGGUCAUAAUAAUCCUCAAGACGGUUCCGUGGAGGUGAAAGUCAGCCCAAAUUCUGAAGAUGAGAACGAUGUGGUCGUUGAAAGAAAGCCAAUAAGUACUUUGGACGAAACUUUGUACCCUGAUCACUCUGGGUCAGGGUCGAUCGAAAAUAUUGAAGGCAAAAACGUGUUUCAAGUAUUUCCGGUUGGAUAUUCCUCCACCACAACCAGCCCAACGAUGACAACUACAACGGAAAGACCAGGAAGUGAGUUCACCAUUUCCGAACCGGACAAAUCAGAGGAAAAUAAAAGCAAUGUUGCAGAUGGAUUCGUGCCACCAACACCAGUCAACUUUCAUGAAAACAUGUACACGUUCUCUCCACCGUCUUCAGACUCCAUUUAUCAAUCCAAGGACGGCUGGCGACCACUCGUGUACAACGACGGAGACGACGACAGUGGUCCAACUGCCCCUGCACCAAUUCCAACCAGACCCGCAACAAUCCUAUUCUCACAUCCUCCUCCUCCCACAUCUCACUGGCGAGAUCGGCUAAUUGCACGGCAACCCGUAGUCACCAUUGCCCCAAUGAUCGACUUGAGUACUGCUGCCAGUGAAAACUCCAUCAACAAUCAGUACCAUAUUAGUGGUGAAACAGAUCAUCAUGAAGAAGAAGAAGAAGAAGACGAGGAAGACGCACAUCAUGAAGAAAAUGAAUCGCAGGAAUCUGUAAAACAGCAAAUUGAUGGACAGACUUGGGAUGCGACUCAUGACCAAAAUAUACACUCGGAAGAAUCUGGAAAAUUGAAGUUUCCGCAAGAAAUCGAGCAGCACCAUGACAGGGACGAGUCCAAUAAUAAUGCAAACAAUGUCCAUCAUGUCCAGCAAAUUCAAAUUCCACCUCAUAAUAAUUUUCACCAAAAUCAACCCCAAAUUCAACGGGUCCCCAUGCAAAUUCCUGCACAGCAAUCACAGCAGCAGCAUCAACAAUUUCAUCAACAGCAACAACAGCAACAACAACAACAUCAUCAUCAAAAUCGUCCAUACCAAUUUCAAAAUAAUAUUGACCGUUCCAAGUACAUGAUGCGUCCUGCUCCGCCGCCCAUCGUGAUGAGACGUACACCCAUUCACAGCCCCAUGGGUUACCGUCACCCCCACAACGUCCCCCUCCCCCCACGACCUCAGCUCAUUCCACAAGUUCAGCAGAUUCAACAUCCACCACAUCAAUUCAACAAUAAUGUCAAUGCACCGCCGACCGAGUUUCAAAAUCCGCAGCAAAAUUUGGUGAAUCGAAGGAGAUUUAAGACGCUGGGUGCGAGGCCGAGAGGAAGCGUGACGUGGUCAGAGGGCAAGCAUACUGACACCACUGCCACGGCGGAGAGAAGGGACGGAUAAGCACUAAUAAUGAGCAUUAUUGUAGUGAUUUCUCGUAGCAAACAAACCUUUUUUACGUAAUAAAUAAAAUGGGAGGGGUCGUAUCUGUCUGUGUUACAUAAAUCAUUUUACUUUUUUUCUUACUGUUUUUGUUAUUGUCUUGUGCUUAAAAUACUUGUAAUCUUGUACAACUUAUAUUUAGUUAAAAAAUAUGGAGUAUUUUUUAAAUAUAUUUUCAUAUAAUAAAUAAUGCAUGAGUUUUGGAUGUUGAAUGGAAGUAUGCUAAAGAAUAUAGCUGAUAUAUGUAUGUAGGUAUGUUAAUGUAUGUACGCGUGCCUGCCUGUGAGCCAACACUAUUAUCAAGUACGUUAUGAUACUGUAUUUGAAAUUAUGUCGCAAAUAUCACCAAGAAUAUGACCGAAUAAACGUAAUAAUAGUAUUACAACAUUGCAUCAAG